Xyrichtys novacula (pearly razorfish) is the source of this 38604-nucleotide messenger RNA. Lineage: Eukaryota; Metazoa; Chordata; Actinopteri; Labriformes; Labridae. The record is from the annotation of a GenBank genome assembly.
AUGGCAACCAUGCCCCGAAGUCGCUUCAAAGACAUCAUGCGACACCUAUGCUUUGAUGACAGGGACACCCGCAGUGAGCGCACAAAGACUGACAAGUUUGCUGCAAUUUCUGCUGUGUGGUCAUCAUUUGUCACCAACUGCAUCACAUCCUACAACCCUGGUCGACACAUCACCAUUGACGAACAGCUUUUCCCCUCAAAGACUCGCUGCUGUUUCCUGCAGUACAUUGCAACGAAACCUGACAAGUUUGGGAUCAAGUUUUGGGUGGCUUGUGACUUGAAAUCCAAGUACAUCUGCAAUGUCCUCCCAUAUCUUGGCAAGGACCCCAGUCGUCCCAGUGGGGAGAGACUGUCCGAGAAUGUAGUCAUGAGGCUGAUGGAACCAUUCCUGGACAAGGGCAGAAAUGUUACCACGGACAAUUUCUUUACAUCACUGUCACUUGCGCAACAACGGCUUAGGCGGAAAACCACCAUCCUAGGCACAGUCAACAAGAUUCGCCAGGAAAUUCCACAGUCAUCUAGACAGAGGGACAGCAAUGAACUUUACAAUGCUACAAAGUGCAGCGUGGAUGUGAUGGACCAGAUGGUGCGGGAGUACACUGUCCGCACAGGAACAUGGCGCUGGCCAGUCGCUGUGUUCUAUAACAUGAUUGAUAUGGCAGCAUUGGAUGCACAUGUGCUGUAUCAAGCAUGCACCGGGAGGAAGGAGAGACGGGUGGACUUCCUGGUGGAGCUUGCAAGAGAGUUGGCUAACUCUCAUGUGACUGCGAAGAAGGCAUGAAAGAAAGAAUUGCUUCGGCAACAACCUUCCACACCUAGCCCUGGGAAAAGAGCCAUGUGCCAGGUUAAAAAAUCAGUGUAAGAACAAUCAUGCCACUGUGCGAUGUGUUGACUGCUACAGAUACACAUGUGGGAAAUGCAGAAGGGAGAUACCAUGGCAGUGCCAGGAUUGUGAGUGAGAGUCUAACACUGUAUCCUGAUGAUGCAUAUUCACCUGAAGUCCAUCACCAACCUUUUUAUACUUUAUAUAUGUCCUGCAUGCUCUUGUUAUUUUCUAUUCUUGUAUUUUACAUAUUAUUCUCCGUUUAAUGUUGCACCAUCACGCCGUAAAAAAUCCUAGCAUUGUACGUAGCCUUUCAUACUUUUAUUCUUUACAUAUGUCCUGCAUGCUCUUAUUUUUUAUUCUUGUAUUUUACAUAUUAUACUCUGUUUAAUGUUGCACCAUCACGCCGUAAAAAAUUCCUAGUCUGUGAAACCUGUUCAUUGACAAUAGCAAUAAAACCCCUUGUGAUUCUGAUUCUGAUUCUUGUUCUUAUUCUAUACAGUUGUUUAAAUUUUGUUUAUUUUUAAUCAAUAAAUUUCAGCAACAAAGUAAACAACCCAUGUGUGUUGAUCCCUUCCUUUCUGUUGUCCCUUCCCACUGCAUACACCACUUAGUCCAGUCCCCUCCUGUGGUGCACCAACGAUCACCUCGUUUGCAUAACAAAAGGAGUGCUCACAGGUGAUUUAGGAUAUUAGCUAAAAUCCUUCCAGCCGAUCGGCUGCCCCGUGGACCUUGAGGGGGGUAAAGCCAAAUGGCUGCUCUGUGGUCCUUCUAGUGUUAACCCUAACCCUAACCCUAACCCUAGCCCCAACCCUAACCCUAACCCUAACCCUAGCUCCAACCCUAACCCUAACCCUAACCCUAACCCUAGCUCCAACCUUAACCCUAACCCUAACCCUAGCUCCAACCCUAACCCUAACCCUAACCCUAGCUCCAACCCUAACCCUAACCCUAAGUAAACUUUUUAAAAAGCUUCCCCCAGAAUAAGGUUCUAUAGACUCCCCGUGGCCUGAAACGUGCUCCUAACACAAUUCUGGAAGGUGAAAAAUUGGGUUGGCACUUAAAAAAUUUUUCAAUUUUUUUUUCCCAUGCAUUCCUAUGGGAAAAAAUCAAAUUUUUUUAGGAACGUCCUAGAGACUCAGGAGUUGGUUCAUUGCACUCAGAAAAAUCCUAGCUCCAAGCCCAACCCUAACCCUAGCUCCAACACUAACCCUAACUCCAACCCUAACCCUAACCCUUACCCUAGCUCCAACCCUAACCCUAACCCUAACCCAUGCAUUCCUAUGGGAAAAAAUCAAAUUUUUUUAGGAACGUCCUAGAGACUCGGGAGUUGGUUCAUUGCACUCAGAAAAAUCCUAGCUCCAAGCCCAACCCUAACCCUAGCUCCAACACUAACCCUAACUCCAACCCUAACCCUAACCCUAACCCUAGCUCCAAGCCUAACCCUAACCCUAACCCAUGCAUUCCUAUGGGAAAAAAUCAAAUUUUUUUAGGAACGUCCUAGAGACUCGGGAGUUGGUUCAUUGCACUCAGAAAAAUCCUAGCUCCAAGCCCAACCCUAACCCUAGCUCCAACACUAACCCUAACUCCAACCCUAACCCUAACCCCAACCCUAGCUCCAACCCUAACCCUAACCCUAACCCAUGCAUUCCUAUGGGAAAAAAUCAAAUUUUUUUAGGAACGUCCUAGAGACUCAGGAGUUGGUUCAUUGCACUCAGAAAAAUCCUAGCUCCAAGCCCAACCCUAACCCUAGCUCCAACACUAACCCUAACUCCAACCCUAACCCUAACCCUGACCCUAGCUCCAACCCUAACCCUAACCCUAACCCAUGCAUUCCUAUGGGAAAAAAUCAAAUUUUUUUAGGAACGUCCUAGAGACUCGGGAGUUGGUUCAUUGCACUCAGAAAAAUCCUAGCUCCAAGCCCAACCCGAACCCUAACCCUAGCUCCAACACUAACCCUAACUCCAACCCUAACCCUAACCCUAACCCUAGCUCCAACCCUAACCCUAACCCUAUCCCUAACCCAUGCAUUCCUAUGGGAAAAAAUCAAAUUUUUUUAGGAACGUCCUAGAGACUCGGGAGUUGGUUCAUUGCACUCAGAAAAAUCCUAGCUCCAAGCCCAACCCUAACCCUAGCUCCAACACUAACCCUAACUCCAACCCUAACCCUAACCCUAACCCUAGCUCCAAGCCUAACCCUAACCCUAACCCAUGCAUUCCUAUGGGAAAAAAUCAAAUUUUUUUAGGAACGUCCUAGAGACUCAGGAGUUGGUUCAUUGCACUCAGAAAAAUCCUAGCUCCAAGCCCAACCCUAACCCUAGCUCCAACACUAACCCUAACUCCAACCCUAACCCUAACCCUUACCCUAGCUCCAACCCUAACCCUAACCCUAACCCAUGCAUUCCUAUGGGAAAAAAUCAAAUUUUUUUAGGAACGUCCUAGAGACUCGGGAGUUGGUUCAUUGCACUCAGAAAAAUCCUAGCUCCAAGCCCAACCCUAACCCUAGCUCCAACACUAACCCUAACUCCAACCCUGACCCUAACCCUAACCCUAGCUCCAAGCCUAACCCUAACCCUAACCCAUGCAUUCCUAUGGGAAAAAAUCAAAUUUUUUUAGGAACGUCCUAGAGACUCGGAAGUUGGUUCAUUGCACUCAGAAAAAUCCUAGCUCCAAGCCCAACCCUAACCCUAGCUCCAACACUAACCCUAACCCUAACCCUAACCCUAGCUCCAACCCUAACCCUAACCCUAACCCAUGCAUUCCUAUGGGAAAAAAUCAAAUUUUUUUAGGAACGUCCUAGAGACUCGGGAGUUGGUUCAUUGCACUCAGAAAAAUCCUAGCUCCAAGCCCAACCCUAACCCUAGCUCCAACACUAACCCUAACUCCAACCCUAACCCUAACCCUAACCCUAGCUCCAACCCUAACCCUAACCCUAACCCAUGCAUUCCUAUGGGAAAAAAUCAAAUUUUUUAGGAACGUCCUAGAGACUCGGGAGUUGGUUCAUUGCACUCAGAAAAAUCCUAGCUCCAAGCCCAACCCUAACCCUAGCACCAACACUAACCCUAACUCCAACCCUAACCCUAACCCUAACCCUAGCUCCAAGCCUAACCCUAACCCUAACCCAUGCAUUCCUAUGGGAAAAAAUCAAAUUUUUUUAGGAACGUCCUAGAGACUCGGGAGUUGGUUCAUUGCACUCAGAAAAAUCCUAGCUCCAAGCCCAACCCUAACCCUAGCUCCAACACUAACCCUAACUCCAACCCUAACCCUAACCCUAACCCUAGCUCCAACCCUAACCCUAACCCUAACCCAUGCAUUCCUAUGGGAAAAAAUCAAAUUUUUUUAGGAACGUCCUAGAGACUCGGGAGUUGGUUCAUUGCACUCAGAAAAAUCCUAGCUCCAAGCCCAACCCUAACCCUAGCUCCAACACUAACCCUAACUCCAACCCUAACCCUAACCCUAACCCUAGCUCCAACCCUAACCCUAACCCUAUCCCUAACCCAUGCAUUCCUAUGGGAAAAAAUCAAAUUUUUUUAGGAACGUCCUAGAGACUCGGGAGUUGGUUCAUUGCACUCAGAAAAAUCCUAGCUCCAAGCCCAACCCUAACCCUAGCUCCAACACUAACCCUAACUCCAACCCUAACCCUAACCCUAACCCUAGCUCCAAGCCUAACCCUAACCCUAACCCAUGCAUUCCUAUGGGAAAAAAUCAAAUUUUUUUAGGAACGUCCUAGAGACUCAGGAGUUGGUUCAUUGCACUCAGAAAAAUCCUAGCUCCAAGCCCAACCCUAACCCUAGCUCCAACACUAACCCUAACUCCAACCCUAACCCUAACCCUUACCCUAGCUCCAACCCUAACCCUAACCCUAACCCAUGCAUUCCUAUGGGAAAAAAUCAAAUUUUUUUAGGAACGUCCUAGAGACUCGGGAGUUGGUUCAUUGCACUCAGAAAAAUCCUAGCUCCAAGCCCAACCCUAACCCUAGCUCCAACACUAACCCUAACUCCAACCCUGACCCUAACCCUAACCCUAGCUCCAAGCCUAACCCUAACCCUAACCCAUGCAUUCCUAUGGGAAAAAAUCAAAUUUUUUUAGGAACGUCCUAGAGACUCGGAAGUUGGUUCAUUGCACUCAGAAAAAUCCUAGCUCCAAGCCCAACCCUAACCCUAGCUCCAACACUAACCCUAACCCUAACCCUAACCCUAGCUCCAACCCUAACCCUAACCCUAACCCAUGCAUUCCUAUGGGAAAAAAUCAAAUUUUUUUAGGAACGUCCUAGAGACUCGGGAGUUGGUUCAUUGCACUCAGAAAAAUCCUAGCUCCAAGCCCAACCCUAACCCUAGCUCCAACACUAACCCUAACUCCAACCCUAACCCUAACCCUAACCCUAGCUCCAACCCUAACCCUAACCCUAACCCAUGCAUUCCUAUGGGAAAAAAUCAAAUUUUUUUAGGAACGUCCUAGAGACUCGGGAGUUGGUUCAUUGCACUCAGAAAAAUCCUAGCUCCAAGCCCAACCCUAACCCUAGCACCAACACUAACCCUAACUCCAACCCUAACCCUAACCCUAACCCUAGCUCCAAGCCUAACCCUAACCCUAACCCAUGCAUUCCUAUGGGAAAAAAUCAAAUUUUUUUAGGAACGUCCUAGAGACUCGGGAGUUGGUUCAUUGCACUCAGAAAAAUCCUAGCUCCAAGCCCAACCCUAACCCUAGCUCCAACACUAACCCUAACUCCAACCCUAACCCUAACCCUAACCCUAGCUCCAACCCUAACCCUAACCCUAACCCAUGCAUUCCUAUGGGAAAAAAUCAAAUUUUUUUAGGAACGUCCUAGAGACUCGGGAGUUGGUUCAUUGCACUCAGAAAAAUCCUAGCUCCAAGCCCAACCCUAACCCUAGCUCCAACACUAACCCUAACUCCAACCCUAACCCUAACCCUAACCCUAGCUCCAACCCUAACCCUAACCCUAACCCAUGCAUUCCUAUGGGAAAAAAUCAAAUUUUUUUAGGAACGUCCUAGAGACUCGGGAGUUGGUUCAUUGCACUCAGAAAAAUCCUAGCUCCAAGCCCAACCCUAACCCUAGCUCCAACACAAACCCUAACUCCAACUCUAACCCUAACCCUAACCCUAGCUCCAACCCUAACCCUAACCCUAACCCAUGCAUUCCUAUGGGAAAAAAUCAAAUUUUUUUAGGAACGUCCUAGAGACUCGGGAGUUGGUUCAUUGCACUCAGAAAAAUCCUGGCUCCAAGCCCAACCCUAACCCUAGCUCCAACACUAACCCUAACUCCAACCCUAACCCUAACCCUAACCCUAGCUCCAACCCUAACCCUAACCCUAACCCAUGCAUUCCUAUGGGAAAAAAUCAAAUUUUUUUAGGAACGUCCUAGAGACUCGGGAGUUGGUUCAUUGCACUCAGAAAAAUCCUAGCUCCAAGCGCAACCCUAACCCUAGCUCCAACACUAACCCUAACUCCAACCCUAACCCUAACCCUUACCCUAGCUCCAACCCUAACCCUAACCCUAACCCAUGCAUUCCUAUGGGGAAAAAAUCAAAUUUUUUUAGGAACGUCCUAGAGACUCGGGAGUUGGUUCAUUGCACUCAGAAAAAUCCUAGCUCCAAGCCCAACCCUAACCCUAGCUCCAACACUAACCCUAACUCCAACCCUAACCCUAACCCCAACCCUAGCUCCAACCCUAACCCUAACCCUAACCCAUGCAUUCCUAUGGGAAAAAAUCAAUUUUUUUUAGGAACGUCCUAGAGACUCAGGAGUUGGUUCAUUGCACUCAGAAAAAUCCUAGCUCCAAGCCCAACCCUAACCCUAGCUCCAACACUAACCCUAACUCCAACCCUAACCCUAACCCUAACCCUAGCUCCAACCCUAACCCUAACCCUAACCCAUGCAUUCCUAUGGGAAAAAAUCAAAUUUUUUUAGGAACGUCCUAGAGACUCGGGAGUUGGUUCAUUGCACUCAGAAAAAUCCUAGCUCCAAGCCCAACCCGAACCCUAACCCUAGCUCCAACACUAACCCUAACUCCAACCCUAACCCUAACCCUAACCCUAGCUCCAACCCUAACCCUAACCCUAUCCCUAACCCAUGCAUUCCUAUGGGAAAAAAUCAAAUUUUUUUAGGAACGUCCUAGAGACUCGGGAGUUGGUUCAUUGCACUCAGAAAAAUCCUAGCUCCAAGCCCAACCCUAACCCUAACCCUAACACUAACCCUAACUCCAACCCUAACCCUAACCCUAACCCUAGCUCCAACCCUAACCCUAACCCUAACCCAUGCAUUCCUAUGGGAAAAAAUCAAAUUUUUUUAGGAACGUCCUAGAGACUCAGGAGUUGGUUCAUUGCACUCAGAAAAAUCCUAGCUCCAAGCCCAACCCUAACCCUAACCCUAACCCUAACCCUAACUCCAACCCUAACCCUAACCCUAACCCUAGCUCCAACCCUAACCCUAACCCUAACCCAUGCAUUCCUAUGGGAAAAAAUCAAAUUUUUUUAGGAACGUCCUAGAGACUCGGGAGUUGGUUCAUUGCACUCAGAAAAAUCCUAGCUCCAAGCCCAACCCUAACCCUAGCUCCAACACUAACCCUAACUCCAACCCUAACCCUAACCCUAACCCUAGCUCCAACCCUAACCCUAACCCUAACCCAUGCAUUCCUAUGGGAAAAAAUCAAAUUUUUUUAGGAACGUCCUAGAGACUCGGGAGUUGGUUCAUUGCACUCAGAAAAAUCCUAGCUCCAAGCCCAACCCUAACCCUAGCUCCAACACUAACCCUAACUCCAACCCUAACCCUAACCCUAACCCUAGCUCCAACCCUAACCCUAACCCAUGCAUUCCUAUGGGAAAAAAUCAAAUUUUUUAGGAACGUCCUAGAGACUCAGGAGUUGGUUCAUUGCACUCAGAAAAAUCCUAGCUCCAAGCCCAACCCUAACCCUAGCUCCAACACUAACCCUAACUCCAACCCUAACCCUAACCCUAGCUCCAACCCUAACCCUAACCCUAACCCUAACCCAUGCAUUCCUAUGGGAAAAAAUCAAAUUUUUUUAGGAAAGUCCUAGAGACUCAGGAGUUGGUUCAUUGCACUCAGAAAAAUCCUAGCUCCAAGCCCAACCCUAACCCUAGCUCCAACACUAACCCUAACUCCAACCCUAACCCUAACCCUAACCCUAGCUCCAACCCUAACCCCAACCCUAACCCAUGCAUUCCUAUGGGAAAAAAUCAAAUUUUUUUAGGAACGUCCUAGAGACUCGGGAGUUGGUUCAUUGCACUCAGAAAAAUCCUAGCUCCAAGCCCAACCCUAACCCUAGCUCCAACACUAACCCUAACUCGAACCCUAACCCUAACCCUUACCCUAGCUCCAACCCUAACCCUAACCCUAACCCAUGCAUUCCUAUGGGAAAAAAUCAAAUUUUUUUAGGAACGUCCUAGAGACUCGGGAGUUGGUUCAUUGCACUCAGAAAAAUCCUAGCUCCAAGCCCAACCCUAACCCUAGCUCCAACACUAACCCUAACUCCAACCCUAACCCUAACCCUAACCCUAGCUCCAAGCCUAACCCUAACCCAUGCAUUCCUAUGGGAAAAAAUCAAAUUUUUUUAGGAACGUCCUAGAGACUCGGGAGUUGGUUCAUUGCACUCAGAAAAAUCCUAGCUCCAAGCCCAACCCUAACCCUAGCUCCAACACUAACCCUAACUCCAACCCUAACCCUAACCCUUACCCUAGCUCCAACCCUAACCCUAACCCUAACCCAUGCAUUCCUAUGGGAAAAAAUCAAAUUUUUUUAGGAACGUCCUAGAGACUCGGGAGUUGGUUCAUUGCACUCAGAAAAAUCCUAGCUCCAAGCCCAACCCUAACCCUAGCUCCAACACUAACCCUAACUCCAACCCUAACCCUAACCCUUACCCUAGCUCCAACCCUAACCCUAACCCUAACCCAUGCAUUCCUAUAGGAAAAAAUCAAAUUUUUUUUGGAACGUCCUAGAGACUCGGGAGUUGGUUCAUUGCACUCAGAAAAAUCCUAGCUCCAAGCCCAACCCGAACCCUAACCCUAGCUCCAACACUAACCCUAACUCCAACCCUAACCCUAACCCUAACCCUAGCUCCAACCCUAACCCUAACCCUAUCCCUAACCCAUGCAUUCCUAUGGGAAAAAAUCAAAUUUUUUUAGGAACGUCCUAGAGACUCGGGAGUUGGUUCAUUGCACUCAGAAAAAUCCUAGCUCCAAGCCCAACCCUAACCCUAGCUCCAACACUAACCCUAACUCCAACCCUAACCCUAACCCUAACCCUAGCUCCAACCCUAACCCUAACCCUAACCCAUGCAUUCCUAUGGGAAAAAAUCAAAUUUUUUUAGGAACGUCCUAGAGACUCAGGAGUUGGUUCAUUGCACUCAGAAAAAUCCUAGCUCCAAGCCCAACCCUAACCCUAACCCUAACCCUAACCCUAACUCCAACCCUAACCCUAACCCUAACCCUAGCUCCAACCCUAACCCUAACCCUAACCCAUGCAUUCCUAUGGGAAAAAAUCAAAUUUUUUUAGGAACGUCCUAGAGACUCGGGAGUUGGUUCAUUGCACUCAGAAAAAUCCUAGCUCCAAGCCCAACCCUAACCCUAGCUCCAACACUAACCCUAACUCCAACCCUAACCCUAACCCUAACCCUAGCUCCAACCCUAACCCUAACCCUAACCCAUGCAUUCCUAUGGGAAAAAAUCAAAUUUUUUUAGGAACGUCCUAGAGACUCGGGAGUUGGUUCAUUGCACUCAGAAAAAUCCUAGCUCCAAGCCCAACCCUAACCCUAGCUCCAACACUAACCCUAACUCCAACCCUAACCCUAACCCUAACCCUAGCUCCAACCCUAACCCUAACCCUAACCCAUGCAUUCCUAUGGGAAAAAAAUCAAAUUUUUUUAGGAACGUCCUAGAGACUCGGGAGUUGGUUCAUUGCACUCAGAAAAAUCCUAGCUCCAAGCCCAACCCUAACCCUAGCUCCAACACUAACCCUAACUCCAACCCUAACCCUAACCCUAACCCUAGCUCCAACCCUAACCCUAACCCAUGCAUUCCUAUGGGAAAAAAUCAAAUUUUUUUAGGAACGUCCUAGAGACUCAGGAGUUGGUUCAUUGCACUCAGAAAAAUCCUAGCUCCAAGCCCAACCCUAACCCUAGCUCCAACACUAACCCUAACUCCAACCCUAACCCUAACCCUAGCUCCAACCCUAACCCUAACCCUAACCCUAACCCAUGCAUUCCUAUGGGAAAAAAUCAAAUUUUUUUAGGAACGUCCUAGAGACUCAGGAGUUGGUUCAUUGCACUCAGAAAAAUCCUAGCUCCAAGCCCAACCCUAACCCUAGCUCCAACACUAACCCUAACUCCAACCCUAACCCUAACCCUAACCCUAGCUCCAACCCUAACCCUAACCCUAACCCAUGCAUUCCUAUGGGAAAAAAUCAAAUUUUUUAGGAACGUCCUAGAGACUCGGGAGUUGGUUCAUUGCACUCAGAAAAACCCUAGCUCUAAGCCCAACCCUAACCCUAGCUCCAACACUAACCCUAACUCCAACCCUAACCCUAACCCUAACCCUAACCCUAGCUCCAACCCUAACCCUAACCCUAACCCAUGCAUUCCUAUGGGAAAAAAUCAAAUUUUUUUAGGAACGUCCUAGAGACUCGGGAGUUGGUUCAUUGCACUCAGAAAAAUCCUAGCUCCAAGCCCAACCCUAACCCUAGCUCCAACACUAACCCUAACUCCAACCCUAACCCUAGCUCCAACCCUAACCCUAACCCUAACCCAUGCAUUCCUAUGGGAAAAAAUCAAAUUUUUUUAGGAACGUCCUAGAGACUCGGGAGUUGGUUCAUUGCACUCAGAAAAAUCCUAGCUCCAAGCCCAACCCUAACCCUAGCUCCAACACUAACCCUAACUCCAACCCUAACCCUAACCCUAGCUCCAACCCUAACCCCAACCCUAACCCAUGCAUUCCUAUGGGAAAAAAUCAAAUUUUUUUAGGAACGUCCUAGAGACUCUGGAGUUGGUUCAUUGCACUCAGAAAAAUCCUAGCUCCAAGCCCAACCCUAACCCUAGCUCCAACACUAACCCUAACUCCAACCCUAACCCUAACCCUAGCUCCAACCCUAACCCCAACCCUAACCCAUGCAUUCCUAUGGGAAAAAAUCAAAUUUUUUUAGGAACGUCCUAGAGACUCUGGAGUUGGUUCAUUGCACUCAGAAAAAUCCUAGCUCCAAGCCCAACCCUAACCCUAGCUCCAACACUAACCCUAACUCCAACCCUAACCCUAACCCUAGCUCCAACCCUAACCCCAACCCUAACCCAUGCAUUCCUAUGGGAAAAAAUCAAAUUUUUUUAGGAACGUCCUAGAGACUCGGGAGUUGGUUCAUUGCACUCAGAAAAAUCCUAGCUCCAAGCCCAACCCUAACCCUAGCUCCAACACUAACCCUAACUCCAACCCUAACCCUAACCCUAACCCUAACCCUAGCUCCAACCCUAACCCUAACCCUAACCCAUGCAUUCCUAUGGGAAAAAAUCAAAUUUUUUUAGGAACGUCCUAGAGACUCGGGAGUUGGUUCAUUGCACUCAGAAAAAUCCUAGCUCCAAGCCCAACCCUAACCCUAGCUCCAACACUAACCCUAACUCCAACCCUAACCCUAACCCUAGCUCCAACCCUAACCCUAACCCUAACCCAUGCAUUCCUAUGGGAAAAAAUCAAAUUUUUUUAGGAACGUCCUAGAGACUCUGGAGUUGGUUCAUUGCACUCAGAAAAAUCCUAGCUCCAAGCCCAACCCUAACCCUAGCUCCAACACUAACCCUAACUCCAACCCUAACCCUAACCCUAGCUCCAACCCUAACCCCAACCCUAACCCAUGCAUUCCUAUGGGAAAAAAUCAAAUUUUUUUAGGAACGUCCUAGAGACUCUGGAGUUGGUUCAUUGCACUCAGAAAAAUCCUAGCUCCAAGCCCAACCCUAACCCUAGCUCCAACACUAACCCUAACUCCAACCCUAACCCUAACCCUAGCUCCAACCCUAACCCCAACCCUAACCCAUGCAUUCCUAUGGGAAAAAAAUCAAAUUUUUUUAGGAACGUCCUAGAGACUCUGGAGUUGGUUCAUUGCACUCAGAAAAAUCCUAGCUCCAAGCCCAACCCUAACCCUAGCUCCAACACUAACCCUAACUCCAACCCUAACCCUAACCCUAGCUCCAACCCUAACCCCAACCCUAACCCAUGCAUUCCUAUGGGAAAAAAUCAAAUUUUUUUAGGAACGUCCUAGAGACUCGGGAGUUGGUUCAUUGCACUCAGAAAAAUCCUAGCUCCAAGCCCAACCCUAACCCUAGCUCCAACACUAACCCUAACUCCAACCCUAACCCUAACCCUUACCCUAGCUCCAACCCUAACCCUAACCCUAACCCAUGCAUUCCUAUGGGAAAAAAUCAAAUUUUUUUAGGAACGUCCUAGAGACUCGGGAGUUGGUUCAUUGCACUCAGAAAAAUCCUAGCUCCAAGCCCAACCCUAACCCUAGCUCCAACACUAACCCUAACUCCAACCCUAACCCUAACCCUAACCCUAGCUCCAAGCCUAACCCUAACCCUAACCCAUGCAUUCCUAUGGGAAAAAAUCAAAUUUUUUUAGGAACGUCCUAGAGACUCGGGAGUUGGUUCAUUGCACUCAGAAAAAUCCUAGCUCCAAGCCCAACCCUAACCCUAGCUCCAACACUAACCCUAACUCCAACCCUAACCCUAACCCUUACCCUAGCUCCAACCCUAACCCUAACCCUAACCCAUGCAUUCCUAUGGGAAAAAAUCAAAUUUUUUUAGGAACGUCCUAGAGACUCGGGAGUUGGUUCAUUGCACUCAGAAAAAUCCUAGCUCCAAGCCCAACCCUAACCCUAGCUCCAACACUAACCCUAACUCCAACCCUAACCCUAACCCUUACCCUAGCUCCAACCCUAACCCUAACCCUAACCCAUGCAUUCCUAUAGGAAAAAAUCAAAUUUUUUUUGGAACGUCCUAGAGACUCGGGAGUUGGUUCAUUGCACUCAGAAAAAUCCUAGCUCCAAGCCCAACCCGAACCCUAACCCUAGCUCCAACACUAACCCUAACUCCAACCCUAACCCUAACCCUAACCCUAGCUCCAACCCUAACCCUAACCCUAACCCUAACCCAUGCAUUCCUAUGGGAAAAAAUCAAUUUUUUUUUAGGAACGUCCUAGAGACUCGGGAGUUGGUUCAUUGCACUCAGAAAAAUCCUAGCUCCAAGCCCAACCCUAACCCUAGCUCCAACACUAACCCUAACUCCAACCCUAACCCUAACCCUAACCCUAGCUCCAACCCUAACCCUAACCCUAACCCAUGCAUUCCUAUGGGAAAAAAUCAAAUUUUUUUAGGAACGUCCUAGAGACUCAGGAGUUGGUUCAUUGCACUCAGAAAAAUCCUAGCUCCAAGCCCAACCCUAACCCUAACCCUAACCCUAACCCUAACUCCAACCCUAACCCUAACCCUAACCCUAGCUCCAACCCUAACCCUAACCCUAACCCAUGCAUUCCUAUGGGAAAAAAUCAAAUUUUUUUAGGAACGUCCUAGAGACUCGGGAGUUGGUUCAUUGCACUCAGAAAAAUCCUAGCUCCAAGCCCAACCCUAACCCUAGCUCCAACACUAACCCUAACUCCAACCCUAACCCUAACCCUAACCCUAGCUCCAACCCUAACCCUAACCCUAACCCAUGCAUUCCUAUGGGAAAAAAAUCAAAUUUUUUUAGGAACGUCCUAGAGACUCGGGAGUUGGUUCAUUGCACUCAGAAAAAUCCUAGCUCCAAGCCCAACCCUAACCCUAGCUCCAACACUAACCCUAACUCCAACCCUAACCCUAACCCUAACCCUAGCUCCAACCCUAACCCUAACCCAUGCAUUCCUAUGGGAAAAAAUCAAAUUUUUUUAGGAACGUCCUAGAGACUCAGGAGUUGGUUCAUUGCACUCAGAAAAAUCCUAGCUCCAAGCCCAACCCUAACCCUAGCUCCAACACUAACCCUAACUCCAACCCUAACCCUAGCUCCAACCCUAACCCUAACCCUAACCCUAACCCAUGCAUUCCUAUGGGAAAAAAUCAAAUUUUUUUAGGAACGUCCUAGAGACUCAGGAGUUGGUUCAUUGCACUCAGAAAAAUCCUAGCUCCAAGCCCAACCCUAACCCUAGCUCCAACACUAACCCUAACUCCAACCCUAACCCUAACCCUAACCCUAGCUCCAACCCUAACCCUAACCCUAACCCAUGCAUUCCUAUGGGAAAAAAUCAAAUUUUUUUAGGAAUGUCCUAGAGACUCGGGAGUUGGUUCAUUGCACUCAGAAAAAUCCUAGCUCCAAGCCCAACCCUAACCCUAGCUCCAACACUAACCCUAACUCCAACCCUAACCCUAACCCUAACCCUAACCCUAGCUCCAACCCUAACCCUAACCCUAACCCAUGCAUUCCUAUGGGAAAAAAUCAAAUUUUUUUAGGAACGUCCUAGAGACUCGGGAGUUGGUUCAUUGCACUCAGAAAAAUCCUAGCUCCAAGCCCAACCCUAACCCUAGCUCCAACACUAACCCUAACUCCAACCCUAACCCUAACCCUAACCCUAGCUCCAACCCUAACCCUAACCCUAACCCAUGCAUUCCUAUGGGAAAAAAUCAAAUUUUUUUAGGAACGUCCUAGAGACUCAGGAGUUGGUUCAUUGCACUCAGAAAAAUCCUAGCUCCAAGCCCAACCCUAACCCUAGCUCCAACACUAACCCUAACUCCAACCCUAACCCUAACCCUAACCCUAGCUCCAACCCUAACCCUAACCCUAACCCAUGCAUUCCUAUGGGAAAAAAUCAAAUUUUUUUAGGAACGUCCUAGAGACUCGGGAGUUGGUUCAUUGCACUCAGAAAAUACUAGCUCCAAGCCCAACCCAAACCCUAGCUCCAACACUAACCCUAACUCCAACCCUAACCCUAACCCUAACCCUAACCCUAGCUCCAACCCUAACCCUAACCCUAACCCAUGCAUUCCUAUGGGAAAAAAAUCAAAUUUUUUUAGGAACGUCCUAGAGACUCGGGAGUUGGUUCAUUGCACUCAGAAAAAUCCUAGCUCCAAGCCCAACCCUAACCCUAGCUCCAACACUAACCCUAACUCCAACCCUAACCCUAACCCUAACCCUAGCUCCAACCCUAACCCUAACCCUAACCCAUGCAUUCCUAUGGGAAAAAAUCAAAUUUUUUUAGGAACGUCCUAGAGACUCGGGAGUUGGUUCAUUGCACUCAGAAAAAUCCUAGCUCCAAGCCCAACCCUAACCCUAGCUCCAACACUAACCCUAACUCCAACCCUAACCCUAACCCUAACCCUAGCUCCAACCCUAACCCUAACCCUAACCCAUGCAUUCCUAUGGGAAAAAAUCAAAUUUUUUUAGGAACGUCCUAGAGACUCGGGAGUUGGUUCAUUGCACUCAGAAAAAUCCUGGCUCCAAGCCCAACCCUAACCCUAGCUCCAACACUAACCCUAACUCCAACCCUAACCCUAACCCUAACCCUAGCUCCAACCCUAACCCUAACCCUAACCCAUGCAUUCCUAUGGGAAAAAAUCAAAUUUUUUUAGGAACGUCCUAGAGACUCGGGAGUUGGUUCAUUGCACUCAGAAAAAUCCUAGCUCCAAGCCCAACCCUAACCCUAGCUCCAACACUAACCCUAACUCCAACCCUAACCCUAACCCUAACCCUAGCUCUAACCCUAACCCUAACCCAUGCAUUCCUAUGGGAAAAAAUCAAAUUUUUUUAGGAACGUCCUAGAGACUCAGGAGUUGGUUCAUUGCACUCAGAAAAAUCCUAGCUCCAAGCCCAACCCUAACCCUAGCUCCAACACUAACCCUAACUCCAACCCUAACCCUAACCCUAGCUCCAACCCUAACCCUAACCCUAACCCUAACCCAUGCAUUCCUAUGGGAAAAAAUCAAAUUUUUUUAGGAACGUCCUAGAGACUCAGGAGUUGGUUCAUUGCACUCAGAAAAAUCCUAGCUCCAAGCCCAACCCUAACCCUAGCUCCAACACUAACCCUAACUCCAACCCUAACCCUAACCCUAACCCUAGCUCCAACCCUAACCCUAACCCUAACCCAUGCAUUCCUAUGGGAAAAAAUCAAAUUUUUUUAGGAACGUCCUAGAGACUCGGGAGUUGGUUCAUUGCACUCAGAAAAAUCCUAGCUCCAAGCCCAACCCUAACCCUAGCUCCAACACUAACCCUAACUCCAACCCUAACCCUAACCCUAACCCUAACCCUAGCUCCAACCCUAACCCUAACCCUAACCCAUGCAUUCCUAUGGGAAAAAAUCAAAUUUUUUUAGGAACGUCCUAGAGACUCGGGAGUUGGUUCAUUGCACUCAGAAAAAUCCUAGCUCCAAGCCCAACCCUAACCCUAGCUCCAACACUAACCCUAACUCCAACCCUAACCCUAACCCUAACCCUAGCUCCAACCCUAACCCUAACCCUAACCCAUGCAUUCCUAUGGGAAAAAAUCAAAUUUUUUAGGAACGUCCUAGAGACUCGGGAGUUGGUUCAUUGCACUCAGAAAAACCCUAGCUCUAAGCCCAACCCUAACCCUAGCUCCAACACUAACCCUAACUCCAACCCUAACCCUAACCCUAACCCUAACCCUAGCUCCAACCCUAACCCUAACCCUAACCCAUGCAUUCCUAUGGGAAAAAAAACAAAUUUUUUUAGGAACGUCCUAGAGACUCGGGAGUUGGUUCAUUGCACUCAGAAAAAUCCUAGCUCCAAGCCCAACCCUAACCCUAGCUCCAACACUAACCCUAACUCCAACCCUAACCCUAGCUCCAACCCUAACCCUAACCCUAACCCAUGCAUUCCUAUGGGAAAAAAUCAAAUUUUUUUAGGAACGUCCUAGAGACUCUGGAGUUGGUUCAUUGCACUCAGAAAAAUCCUAGCUCCAAGCCCAACCCUAACCCUAGCUCCAACACUAACCCUAACUCCAACCCUAACCCUAACCCUAGCUCCAACCCUAACCCUAACCCUAACCCUAGCUCCAACCCCAACCCUAACCCUAACCCAUGCAUUCUUAUGGGAAAAAAUCAAAUUUUUUUAGGAACGUCCUAGAGACUCGGGAGUUGGUUCAUUGCACUCAGAAAAAUCCUAGCUCCAAGCCCAACCCUAACCCUAGCUCCAACACUAACCCUAACUCCAACCCUAACCCUAACCCUAACCCUAGCUCCAACCCUAACCCUAACCCUAACCCAUGCAUUCCUAUGGGAAAAAAUCAAAUUUUUUAGGAACGUCCUAGAGACUCGGGAGUUGGUUCAUUGCACUCAGAAAAAUCCUAGCUCCAAGCCCAACCCUAACCCUAGCUCCAACACUAACCCUAACUCCAACCCUAACCCUAACCCUAACCCUAGCUCCAACCCUAACCCUAACCCUAACCCAUGCAUUCCUAUGGGAAAAAAUCAAAUUUUUUUAGGAACGUCCUAGAGACUCGGGAGUUGGUUCAUUGCACUCAGAAAAAUCCUAGCUCCAAGCCCAACCCUAACCCUAGCUCCAACACUAACCCUAACUCCAACCCUAACCCUAACCCUAACCCUAACCCUAGCUCCAACCCUAACCCUAACCCUAACCCAUGCAUUCCUAUGGGAAAAAAUCAAAUUUUUUUAGGAACGUCCUAGAGACUCGGGAGUUGGUUCAUUGCACUCAGAAAAAUCCUAGCUCCAAGCCCAACCCUAACCCUAGCUCCAACACUAACCCUAACUCCAACCCUAACCCUAACCCUAACCCUAGCUCCAACCCUAACCCUAACCCUAACCCAUGCAUUCCUAUGGGAAAAAAUCAAAUUUUUUAGGAACGUCCUAGAGACUCGGGAGUUGGUUCAUUGCACUCAGAAAAACCCUAGCUCUAAGCCCAACCCUAACCCUAGCUCCAACACUAACCCUAACUCCAACCCUAACCCUAACCCUAACCCUAACCCUAGCUCCAACCCUAACCCUAACCCUAACCCAUGCAUUCCUAUGGGAAAAAAAACAAAUUUUUUUAGGAACGUCCUAGAGACUCGGGAGUUGGUUCAUUGCACUCAGAAAAAUCCUAGCUCCAAGCCCAACCCUAACCCUAGCUCCAACACUAACCCUAACUCCAACCCUAACCCUAACCCUAGCUCCAACCCUAACCCUAACCCUAACCCAUGCAUUCCUAUGGGAAAAAAUCAAAUUUUUUUAGGAACGUCCUAGAGACUCGGGAGUUGGUUCAUUGCACUCAGAAAAAUCCUAGCUCCAAGCCCAACCCUAACCCUAGCUCCAACACUAACCCUAACUCCAACCCUAACCCUAACCCUAGCUCCAACCCUAACCCUAACCCUAACCCUAGCUCCAACCCUAACCCUAACCCUAACCCAUGCAUUCUUAUGGGAAAAAAUCAAAUUUUUUUAGGAACGUCCUAGAGACUCGGGAGUUGGUUCAUUGCACUCAGAAAAAUCCUAGCUCCAAGCCCAACCCUAACCCUAGCUCCAACACUAACCCUAACUCCAACCCUAACCCUAACCCUAACCCUAGCUCCAACCCUAACCCUAACCCUAACCCAUGCAUUCCUAUGGGAAAAAAUCAAAUUUUUUUAGGAACGUCCUAGAGACUCGGGAGUUGGUUCAUUGCACUCAGAAAAAUCCUAGCUCCAAGCCCAACCCUAACCCUAGCUCCAACACUAACCCUAACUCCAACCCUAACCCUAACCCUAACCCUAGCUCCAACCCUAACCCUAACCCUAACCCAUGCAUUCCUAUGGGAAAAAAUCAAAUUUUUUUUGGAACGUCCUAGAGACUCGGGAGUUGGUUCAUUGCACUCAGAAAAAUCCUAGCUCCAAGCCCAACCCUAACCCUAGCUCCAACACAAACCCUAACUCCAACUCUAACCCUAACCCUAACCCUAGCUCCAACCCUAACCCUAACCCUAACCCAUGCAUUCCUAUGGGAAAAAAUCAAAUUUUUUUAGGAACGUCCUAGAGACUCGGGAGUUGGUUCAUUGCACUCAGAAAAAUCCUGGCUCCAAGCCCAACCCUAACCCUAGCUCCAACACUAACCCUAACUCCAACCCUAACCCUAACCCUAACCCUAGCUCCAACCCUAACCCUAACCCUAACCCAUGCAUUCCUAUGGGAAAAAAUCAAAUUUUUUUAGGAACGUCCUAGAGACUCGGGAGUUGGUUCAUUGCACUCAGAAAAGUCCUAGCUCCAAGCGCAACCCUAACCCUAGCUCCAACACUAACCCUAACUCCAACCCUAACCCUAACCCUUACCCUAGCUCCAACCCUAACCCUAACCCUAACCCAUGCAUUCCUAUGUGAAAAAAUCAAAUUUUUUUAGGAACGUCCUAGAGACUCGGGAGUUGGUUCAUUGCACUCAGAAAAAUCCUAGCUCCAAGCCCAACCCUAACCCUAGCUCCAACACUAACCCUAACUCCAACCCUAACCCUAACCCCAACCCUAGCUCCAACCCUAACCCUAAUCCUAACCCAUGCAUUCCUAUGGGAAAAAAUCAAAUUUUUUUAGGAACGUCCUAGAGACUCAGGAGUUGGUUCAUUGCACUCAGAAAAAUCCUAGCUCCAAGCCCAACCCUAACCCUAGCUCCAACACUAACCCUAACUCCAACCCUAACCCUAACCCUGACCCUAGCUCCAACCCUAACCCUAACCCUAACCCAUGCAUUCCUAUGGGAAAAAAUCAAAUUUUUUUAGGAACGUCCUAGAGACUCGGGAGUUGGUUCAUUGCACUCAGAAAAAUCCUAGCUCCAAGCCCAACCCGAACCCUAACCCUAGCUCCAACACUAACCCUAACUCCAACCCUAACCCUAACCCUAACCCUAGCUCCAACCCUAACCCUAACCCUAUCCCUAACCUAUGCAUUCCUAUGGGAAAAAAUCAAAUUUUUUUAGGAACGUCCUAGAGACUCGGGAGUUGGUUCAUUGCACUCAGAAAAAUCCUAGCUCCAAGCCCAACCCUAACCCUAGCUCCAACACUAACCCUAACUCCAACCCUAACCCUAACCCUAACCCUAGCUCCAACCCUAACCCUAACCCUAACCCAUGCAUUCCUAUGGGAAAAAAUCAAAUUUUUUUAGGAACGUCCUAGAGACUCAGGAGUUGGUUCAUUGCACUCAGAAAAAUCCUAGCUCCAAGCCCAACCCUAAACCUAACCCUAACCCUAACCCUAACUCCAACCCUAACCCUAACCCUAACCCUAGCUCCAACCCUAACCCUAACCCUAACCCAUGCAUUCCUAUGGGAAAAAAUCAAAUUUUUUUAGGAACGUCCUAGAGACUCGGGAGUUGGUUCAUUGCACUCAGAAAAAUCCUAGCUCCAAGCCCAACCCUAACCCUAGCUCCAACACUAACCCUAACUCCAACCCUAACCCUAACCCUAACCCUAGCUCCAACCCUAACCCUAACCCUAACCCAUGCAUUCCUAUGGGAAAAAAAUCAAAUUUUUUUAGGAACGUCCUAGAGACUCGGGAGUUGGUUCAUUGCACUCAGAAAAAUCCUAGCUCCAAGCCCAACCCUAACCCUAGCUCCAACACUAACCCUAACUCCAACCCUAACCCUAACCCUAACCCUAGCUCCAACCCUAACCCUAACCCAAACCCAUGCAUUCCUAUGGGAAAAAAUCAAAUUUUUUUAGGAACGUCCUAGAGACUCGGGAGUUGGUUCAUUGCACUCAGAAAAAUCCUAGCUCCAAGCCCAACCCUAACCCUAGCUCCAACACUAACCCUAACUCCAACCCUAACCCUAACCCUAGCUCCAACCCUAACCCUAACCCUAACCCAUGCAUUCCUAUGGGAAAAAAUCAAAUUUUUUUAGGAACGUCCUAGAGACUCGGGAGUUGGUUCAUUGCACUCAGAAAAAUCCUAGCUCCAAGCCCAACCCUAACCCUAGCUCCAACACUAACCCUAACUCCAACCCUAACCCUAACCCUAACCCUAGCUCCAACCCUAACCCUAACCCUAACCCAUGCAUUCCUAUGGGAAAAAAUCAAAUUUUUUUAGGAACGUCCUAGAGACUCGGGAGUUGGUUCAUUGCACUCAGAAAAAUCCUAGCUCCAAGCCCAACCCGAACCCUAACCCUAGCUCCAACACUAACCCUAACUCCAACUCCAACCCUAACCCUAACCCUAACCCUAGCUCCAACCCUAACCCUAACCCUAACCCAUGCAUUCCUAUGGGAAAAAAUCAAAUUUUUUUAGGAACGUCCUAGAGACUCGGGAGUUGGUUCAUUGCACUCAGAAAAAUCCUAGCUCCAAGCCCAACCCUAACCCUAGCUCCAACACUAACCCUAACUCCAACCCUAACCCUAACCCUUACCCUAGCUCCAACCCUAACCCUAACCCUAACCCAUGCAUUCCUAUGGGAAAAAAUCAAAUUUUUUUUGGAACGUCCUAGAGACUCGGGAGUUGGUUCAUUGCACUCAGAAAAAUCCUAGCUCCAAGCCCAACCCUAACCCUAGCUCCAACACAAACCCUAACUCCAACUCUAACCCUAACCCUAACCCUAGCUCCAACCCUAACCCUAACCCUAACCCAUGCAUUCCUAUGGGAAAAAAUCAAAUUUUUUUAGGAACGUCCUAGAGACUCGGGAGUUGGUUCAUUGCACUCAGAAAAAUCCUAGCUCCAAGCCCAACCCUAACCCUAGCUCCAACACUAACCCUAACUCCAACCCUAACCCUAACCCUAGCUCCAACCCUAACCCUAACCCUAACCCAUGCAUUCCUAUGGGAAAAAAUCAAAUUUUUUUAGGAACGUCCUAGAGACUCGGGAGUUGGUUCAUUGCACUCAGAAAAAUCCUAGCUCCAAGCCCAACCCUAACCCUAGCUCCAACACUAACCCUAACUCCAACCCUAACCCUAACCCUAACCCUAGCUCCAACCCUAACCCUAACCCUAACCCAUGCAUUCCUAUGGGAAAAAAUCAAAUUUUUUUAGGAACGUCCUAGAGACUCGGGAGUUGGUUCAUUGCACUCAGAAAAAUCCUAGCUCCAAGCCCAACCCUAACCCUAGCUCCAACACAAACCCUAACUCCAACUCUAACCCUAACCCAUGCAUUCCUAAUGGAAAAAAUCAAUUUUUUUUAGGAACGUCCUAGAGACUCAGGAGUUGGUUCAUUGCACUCAGAAAAAUCCUAGCUCCAAGCCCAACCCUAACCCUAGCUCCAACACUAACCCUAACUCCAACCCUAACCCUAACCCUAACCCUAGCUCCAACCCUAACCCUAACCCAUGCAUUCCUAUGGGAAAAAAUCAAUUUUUUUAGGAACGUCCUAGAGACUCAGGAGUUGGUUCAUUGCACUCAGAAAAAUCCUAGCUCCAAGCACAACCCUAACCCUAGCUCCAACACUAACCCUAACUCCAACCCUAACCCUAACCCUGACCCUAGCUCCAACCCUAACCCUAACCCUAACCCAUGCAUUCCUAUGGGAAAAAAUCAAAUUUUUUUAGGAACGUCCUAGAGACUCGGGAGUUGGUUCAUUGCACUCAGAAAAAUCCUAGCUCCAAGCCCAACCCGAACCCUAACCCUAGCUCCAACACUAACCCUAACUCCAACCCUAACCCUAACCCUAACCCUAGCUCCAACCCUAACCCUAACCCUAUCCCUAACCUAUGCAUUCCUAUGGGAAAAAAUCAAAUUUUUUUAGGAACGUCCUAGAGACUCGGGAGUUGGUUCAUUGCACUCAGAAAAAUCCUAGCUCCAAGCCCAACCCUAACCCUAGCUCCAACACUAACCCUAACUCCAACCCUAACCCUAACCCUAACCCUAGCUCCAACCCUAACCCUAACCCUAACCCAUGCAUUCCUAUGGGAAAAAAUCAAAUUUUUUUAGGAACGUCCUAGAGACUCAGGAGUUGGUUCAUUGCACUCAGAAAAAUCCUAGCUCCAAGCCCAAACCUAACCCUAACCCUAACCCUAACCCUAACUCCAACCCUAACCCUAACCCUAACCCUAGCUCCAACCCUAACCCUAACCCUAACCCAUGCAUUCCUAUGGGAAAAAAUCAAAUUUUUUUAGGAACGUCCUAGAGACUCAGGAGUUGGUUCAUUGCACUCAAAAAAAAUCCUAGCUCCAAGCCCAACCCUAACCCUAGCUCCAACACUAACCCUAACUCCAACCCUAACCCUAACCCUAGCUCCAACCCUAACCCUAACCCUAACCCUAACCCAUGCAUUCCUAUGGGAAAAAAUCAAAUUUUUUUAGGAACGUCCUAGAGACUCGGGAGUUGGUUCAUUGCACUCAGAAAAAUCCUAGCUCCAAGCCCAACCCUAACCCUAGCUCCAACACUAACCCUAACUCCAACCCUAACCCUAACCCUAACCCUAGCUCCAACCCUAACCCUAACCCUAACCCAUGCAUUCCUAUGGGAAAAAAAUCAAAUUUUUUUAGGAACGUCCUAGAGACUCGGGAGUUGGUUCAUUGCACUCAGAAAAACCCUAGCUCUAAGCCCAACCCUAACCCUAGCUCCAACACUAACCCUAACUCCAACCCUAACCCUAACCCUAACCCUAGCUCCAACCCUAACCCUAACCCAACCCAUGCAUUCCUAUGGGAAAAAAUCAAAUUUUUUUAGGAACGUCCUAGAGACUCGGGAGUUGGUUCAUUGCACUCAGAAAAAUCCUAGCUCCAAGCCCAACCCUAACCCUAGCUCCAACACUAACCCUAACUCCAACCCUAACCCUAACCCUAACCCUAGCUCCAACCCUAACCCUAACCCUAACCCAUGCAUUCCUAUGGGAAAAAAUCAAAUUUUUUUAGGAACGUCCUAGAGACUCGGGAGUUGGUUCAUUGCACUCAGAAAAAUCCUAGCUCCAAGCCCAACCCUAACCCUAGCUCCAACACUAACCCUAACUCCAACCCUAACCCUAACCCUAACCCUAGCUCCAACCCUAACCCUAACCCUAACCCAUGCAUUCCUAUGGGAAAAAAAUCAAAUUUUUUUAGGAACGUCCUAGAGACUCGGGAGUUGGUUCAUUGCACUCAGAAAAAUCCUAGCUCCAAGCCCAACCCUAACCCUAGCUCCAACACUAACCCUAACUCCAACCCUAACCCUAACCCUAACCCUAGCUCUAACCCUAACCCUAACCCAUGCAUUCCUAUGGGAAAAAAUCAAAUUUUUUUAGGAACGUCCUAGAGACUCAGGAGUUGGUUCAUUGCACUCAGAAAAAUCCUAGCUCCAAGCCCAACCCUAACCCUAGCUCCAACACUAACCCUUACUCCAACCCUAACCCUAACCCUAGCUCCAACCCUAACCCUAACCCUAACCCUAACCCAUGCAUUCCUAUGGGAAAAAAUCAAAUUUUUUUAGGAACGUCCCAGAGACUCAGGAGUUCGUUCAUUGCACUCAGAAAAAUCCUAGCUCCAAGCCCAACCCUAACCCUAGCUCCAACACUAACCCUAACUCCAACCCUAACCCUAACCCUAACCCUAGCUCCAACCCUAACCCUAACCCUAACCCAUGCAUUCCUAUGGGAAAAAAUCAAAUUUUUUUAGGAACGUCCUAGAGACUCGGGAGUUGGUUCUUUGCACUCAGAAAAAUCCUAGCUCCAAGCCCAACCCUAACCCUAGCUCCAACACUAACCCUAACUCCAACCCUAACCCUAACCCUAACCCUAGCUCCAACCCUAACCCUAACCCUAACCCAUGCAUUCCUAUGGGAAAAAAUCAAAUUUUUUAGGAACGUCCUAGAGACUCGGGAGUUGGUUCAUUGCACUCAGAAAAAUCCUAGCUCCAAGCCCAACCCUAACCCUAGCUCCAACACUAACCCUAACUCCAACCCUAACCCUAGCUCCAACCCUAACCCUAACCCUAACCCAUGCAUUCCUAUGGGAAAAAAUCAAAUUUUUUUAGGAACGUCCUAGAGACUCUGGAGUUGGUUCAUUGCACUCAGAAAAAUCCUAGCUCCAAGCCCAACCCUAACCCUAGCUCCAACACUAACCCUAACUCCAACCCUAACCCUAACCCUAGCUCCAACCCUAACCCUAACCUUAACCCAUGCAUUCCUAUGGGAAAAAAUCAAAUUUUUUUAGGAAUGUCCUAGAGACUCGGGAGUUGGUUCAUUGCACUCAGAAAAAUCCUAGCUCCAAGCCCAACCCUAACCCUAGCUCCAACACUAACCCUAACUCCAACCCUAACCCUAACCCUAACCCUAACCCUAGCUCCAACCCUAACCCUAACCCUAACCCUAACCCAUGCAUUCCUAUGGGAAAAAAUCAAAUUUUUUUAGGAACGUCCUAGAGACUCGGGAGUUGGUUCAUUGCACUCAGAAAAAUCCUAGCUCCAAGCCCAACCCUAACCCUAGCUCCAACACUAACCCUAACUCCAACCCUAACCCUAACCCUAACCCUAGCUCCUACCCUAACCCUAACCCUAACCCAUGCAUUCCUAUGGGAAAAAAUCAAAUUUUUUUAGGAACGUCCUAGAGACUCGGGAGUUGGUUCAUUGCACUCAGAAAAAUCCUAGCUCCAAGCCCAACCCUAACCCUAGCUCCAACACUAACCCUAACUCCAACCCUAACCCUAACCCUAACCCUAGCUCCAACCCUAACCCUAACCCUAACCCAUGCAUUCCUAUGGGAAAAAAUCAAAUUUUUUUAGGAACGUCCUAGAGACUCGGGAGUUGGUUCAUUGCACUCAGAAAAAUCCUAGCUCCAAGCCCAACCCUAACCCUAGCUCCAACACUAACCCUAACUCCAACCCUAACCCUAACCCUAACCCUAGCUCUAACCCUAACCCUAACCCAUGCAUUCCUAUGGGAAAAAAUCAAAUUUUUUUAGGAACGUCCUAGAGACUCAGGAGUUGGUUCAUUGCACUCAGAAAAAUCCUAGCUCCAAGCCCAACCCUAACCCUAGCUCCAACACUAACCCUAACUCCAACCCUAACCCUAACCCUAGCUCCAACCCUAACCCUAACCCUAACCCUAACCCAUGCAUUCCUAUGGGAAAAAAUCAAAUUUUUUUAGGAACGUCCUAGAGACUCAGGAGUUGGUUCAUUGCACUCAGAAAAAUCCUAGCUCCAAGCCCAACCCUAACCCUAGCUCCAACACUAACCCUAACUCCAACCCUAACCCUAACCCUAACCCUAGCUCCAACCCUAACCCUAACCCUAACCCAUGCAUUCCUAUGGGAAAAAAAUCAAAUUUUUUUAGGAACGUCCUAGAGACUCGGGAGUUGGUUCAUUGCACUCAGAAAAACCCUAGCUCUAAGCCCAACCCUAACCCUAGAUCCAACACUAACCCUAACUCCAACCCUAACCCUAACCCUAACCCUAACCCUAGCUCCAACCCUAACCCUAACCCUAACCCAUGCAUUCCUAUGGGAAAAAAUCAAAAUUUUUUAGGAACGUCCUAGAGACUCGGGAGUUGGUUCAUUGCACUCAGAAAAAUCCUAGCUCCAAGCCCAACCCUAACCCUAGCUCCAACACUAACCCUAACUCCAACCCUAACCCUAGCUCCAACCCUAACCCUAACCCUAACCCAUGCAUUCCUAUGGGAAAAAAAUCAAAUUUUUUUAGGAACGUCCUAGAGACUCUGGAGUUGGUUCAUUGCACUCAGAAAAAUCCUAGCUCCAAGCCCAACCCUAACCCUAGCUCCAACACUAACCCUAACUCCAACCCUAACCCUAACCCUAGCUCCAACCCUAAACCUAACAUUAACCCAUGCAUUCCUAUGGGGAAAAAUCAAAUUUUUUUAGGAAUGUCCUAGAGACUCGGGAGUUGGUUCAUUGCACUCAGAAAAAUCCUAGCUCCAAGCCCAACCCUAACCCUAGCUCCAACACUAACCCUAACUCCAACCCUAACCCUAACCCUAACCCUAGCUCCAACCCUAACCCUAACCCUAACCCAUGCAUUCCUAUGGGAAAAAAUCAAAUUUUUUUAGGAACGUCCUAGAGACUCGGGAGUUGGUUCAUUGCACUCAGAAAAAUCCUAGCUCCAAGCCCAACCCUAACCCUAGCUCCAACACUAACCCUAACUCCAACCCUAACCCUAACCCUAACCCUAACCCUAGCUCUAACCCUAACCCUAACCCAUGCAUUCCUAUGGGAAAAAAUCAAAUUUUUUUAGGAACGUCCUAGAGACUCAGGAGUUGGUUCAUUGCACUCAGAAAAAUCCUAGCUCCAAGCCCAAGCCUAACCCUAGCUCCAACACUAACCCUAACUCCAACCCUAACCCUAACCCUGACCCUAGCUCCAACCCUAACCCUAACCCUAACCCUAACCCAUGCAUUCCUAUGGGAAAAAAUCAAAUUUUUUUAGGAACGUCCUAGAGACUCAGGAGUUGGUUCAUUGCACUCAGAAAAAUCCUAGCUCCAAGCCCAACCCUAACCCUAGCUCCAACACUAACCCUAACUCCAACCCUAACCCUAACCCUAACCCUAGCUCCAACCCUAACCCUAACCCUAACCCAUGCAUUCCUAUGGGAAAAAAAACAAUUUUUUUUAGGAACGUCCUAGAGACUCGGGAGUUGGUUCAUUGCACUCAGAAAAACCCUAGCUCUAAGCCCAACCCUAACCCUAGCUCCAACACUAACCCUAACUCCAACCCUAACCCUAACCCUAACCCUAACCCUAGCUCCAACCCUAACCCUAACCCUAACCCAUGCAUUCCUAUGGGAAAAAAUCAAAAUUUUUUAGGAACGUCCUAGAGACUCGGGAGUUGGUUCAUUGCACUCAGAAAAAUCCUAGCUCCAAGCCCAACCCUAACCCUAGCUCCAACACUAACCCUAACUCCAACCCUUACCCUAGCUCCAACCCUAACCCUAACCCGAACCCAUGCAUUCCUAUGGGAAAAAAUCAAUUUUUUUUAGGAACGUCCUAGAGACUCUGGAGUUGGUUCAUUGCACUCAGAAAAAUCCUAGCUCCAAGCCCAACCCUAACCCUAGCUCCAACACUAACCCUAACUCCAACCCUAACCCUAACCCUAGCUCCAACCCUAACCCUAACCCUAACCCAUGCAUUCCUAUGGGAAAAAAUCAAAUUUUUUUAGGAAUGUCCUAGAGACUCGGGAGUUGGUUCAUUGCACUCAGAAAAAUCCUAGCUCCAAGCCCAACCCUAACCCUAGCUCCAACACUAACCCUAACUCCAACCCUAACCCUAACCCUAACCCUAGCUCCAACCCUAACCCUAACCCUAACCCAUGCAUUCCUAUGGGAAAAAAUCAAAUUUUUUUAGGAACGUCCUAGAGACUCGGGAGUUGGUUCAUUGCACUCAGAAAAAUCCUAGCUCCAAGCCCAACCCUAACCCUAGCUCCAACACUAACCCUAACUCCAACCCUAACCCUAACCCUAACCCUAGCUCCAACCCUAACCCUAACCCUAACCCAUGCAUUCCUAUGGGAAAAAAUCAAAUUUUUUUAGGAACGUCCUAGAGACUCGGGAGUUGGUUCAUUGCACUCAGAAAAAUCCUAGCUCCAAGCCCAACCCUAACCCUAGCUCCAACACUAACCCUAACUCCAACCCUAACCCUAACCCUAACCCUAGCUCCAACCCUAACCCUAACCCUAACCCAUGCAUUCCUAUGGGAAAAAAUCAAAUUUUUUUAGGAACGUCCUAGAGACUCGGGAGUUGGUUCAUUGCACUCAGAAAAAUCCUAGCUCCAAGCCCAACCCUAACCCUAGCUCCAACACUAACCCUAACUCCAACCCUAACCCUAACCCUAGCUCUAACCCUAACCCUAACCCAUGCAUUCCUAUGGGAAAAAAUCAAAUUUUUUUAGGAACGUCCUAGAGACUCAGGAGUUGGUUCAUUGCACUCCGAAAAAUCCUAGCUCCAAGCCCAACCCUAACCCUAGCUCCAACACUAACCCUAACUCCAACCCUAACCCUAACCCUAGCUCCAACCCUAACCCUAACCCUAACCCUAACCCAUGCAUUCCUAUGGGAAAAAAAUCAAAUUUUUUUAGGAACGUCCUAGAGACUCGGGAGUUGGUUCAUUGCACUCAGAAAAAUCCUAGCUCCAAGCCCAACCCUAACCCUAGCUCCAACACUAACCCUAACUCCAACCCUAACCCUAACCCUAACCCUAGCUCCAACCCUAACCCUAACCCUAACCCAUGCAUUCCUAUGGGAAAAAAAUCAAAUUUUUUUAGGAACGUCCUAGAGACUCGGGAGUUGGUUCAUUGCACUCAGAAAAAUCCUAGCUCCAAGCCCAACCCUAACCCUAGCUCCAACACUAACCCUAACUCCAACCCUAACCCUAACCCUAACCCUAACCCUAGCUCCAACCCUAACCCUAACCCUAACCCAUGCAUUCCUAUGGGAAAAAAAUCAAAAUUUUCUUAGGAACGUCCUAGAGACUCGGGAGUUGGUUCAUUGCACUCAGAAAAAUCCUAGCUCCAAGCCCAACCCUAACCCUAGCUCCAACACUAACCCUAACUCCAACCCUAACCCUAGCUCCAACCCUAACCCUAACCCUAACCCAUGCAUUCCUAUGGGAAAAAAUCAAAUUUUUUUAGGAACGUCCUAGAGACUCUGGAGUUGGUUCAUUGCACUCAGAAAAAUCCUAGCUCCAAGCCCAACCCUAACCCUAGCUCCAACACUAACCCUAACUCCAACCCUAACCCUAACCCUAGCUCCAACCCUAACCCUAACCUUAACCCAUGCAUUCCUAUGGGAAAAAAUCAAAUUUUUUUAGGAAUGUCCUAGAGACUCGGGAGUUGGUUCAUUGCACUCAGAAAAAUCCUAGCUCCAAGCCCAACCCUAACCCUAGCUCCAACACUAACCCUAACUCCAACCCUAACCCUAACCCUAACCCUAGCUCCAACCCUAACCCUAACCCUAACCCAUGCAUUCCUAUGGGAAAAAAUCAAAUUUUUUUAGGAACGUCCUAGAGACUCGGGAGUUGGUUCAUUGCACUCAGAAAAAUCCUAGCUCCAAGCCCAACCCUAACCCUAGCUCCAACACUAACCCUAACUCCAACCCUAACCCUAACCCUAACCCUAGCUCCAACCCUAACCCUAACCCUAACCCAUGCAUUCCUAUGGGAAAAAAUCAAAUUUUUUUAGGAACGUCCUAGAGACUCGGGAGUUGGUUCAUUGCACUCAGAAAAAUCCUAGCUCCAAGCCCAACCCUAACCCUAGCUCCAACACUAACCCUAACUCCAACCCUAACCCUAACCCUAACCCUAGCUCAAACCCUAACCCUAACCCUAACCCAUGCAUUCCUAUGGGAAAAAAUCAAAUUUUUUUAGGAACGUCCUAGAGACUCGGGAGUUGGUUCAUUGCACUCAGAAAAAUCCUAGCUCCAAGCCCAACCCUAACCCUAGCUCCAACACUAACCCUAACUCCAACCCUAACCCUAACCCUAACCCUAGCUCCAACCCUAACCCUAACCCUAACCCAUGCAUUCCUAUGGGAAAAAAUCAAAUUUUUUUAGGAACGUCCUAGAGACUCGGGAGUUGGUUCAUUGCACUCAGAAAAAUCCUAGCUCCAAGCCCAACCCUAACCCUAGCUCCAACACUAACCCUAACUCCAACCCUAACCCUAACCCUAACCCUAGCUCCAACCCUAACCCUAACCCUAACCCAUGCAUUCCUAUGGGAAAAAAUCAAAUUUUUUUAGGAACGUCCUAGAGACUCGGGAGUUGGUUCAUUGCACUCAGAAAAAUCCUAGCUCCAAGCCCAACCCUAACCCUAGCUCCAACACUAACCCUAACUCCAACCCUAACCCUAACCCUAACCCUAGCUCCAACCCUAACCCUAACCCUAACCCAUGCAUUCCUAUGGGAAAAAAAUCAAAUUUUUUUAGGAACGUCCUAGAGACUCGGGAGUUGGUUCAUUGCACUCAGAAAAACCCUAGCUCUAAGCCCAACCCUAACCCUAGCUCGAACACUAACCCUAACUCCAACCCUAACCCUAACCCUAACCCUAACCCUAGCUCCAACCCUAACCCUAACCCUAACCCAUGCAUUCCUAUGGGAAAAAAUCAAAAUUUUUUAGGAACGUCCUAGAGACUCGGGAGUUGGUUCAUUGCACUCAGAAAAAUCCUAGCUCCAAGCCCAACCCUAACCCUAGCUCCAACACUAACCCUAACUCCAACCCUAACCCUAGCUCCAACCCUAACCCUAACCCUAACCCAUGCAUUCCUAUGGGAAAAAAUCAAAUUUUUUUAGGAACGUCCUAGAGACUCUGGAGUUGGUUCAUUGCACUCAGAAAAAUCCUAGCUCCAAGCCCAACCCUAACCCUAGCUCCAACACUAACCCUAACUCCAACCCUAACCCUAACCCUAGCUCCAACCCUAACCCUAACCUUAACCCAUGCAUUCCUAUGGGAAAAAAUCAAAUUUUUUUAGGAAUGUCCUAGAGACUCGGGAGUUGGUUCAUUGCACUCAGAAAAAUCCUAGCUCCAAGCCCAACCCUAACCCUAGCUCCAACACUAACCCUAACUCCAACCCUAACCCUAACCCUAACCCUAGCUCCAACCCUAACCCUAACCCUAACCCAUGCAUUCCUAUGGGAAAAAAUCAAAUUUUUUUAGGAACGUCCUAGAGACUCGGGAGUUGGUUCAUUGCACUCAGAAAAAUCCUAGCUCCAAGCCCAACCCUAACCCUAGCUCCAACACUAACCCUAACUCCAACCCUAACCCUAACCCUAACCCUAGCUCCAACCCUAACCCUAACCCUAACCCAUGCAUUCCUAUGGGAAAAAAUCGAAUUUUUUAGGAACGUCCUAGAGACUCGGGAGUUGGUUCAUUGCACUCAGAAAAAUCCUAGCUCCAAGCCCAACCCUAACCCUAGCUCCAACACUAACCCUAACUCCAACCCUAACCCUAACCCUAACCCUAGCUCCAACCCUAACCCUAACCCUAACCCAUGCAUUCCUAUGGGAAAAAAUCAAAUUUUUUUAGGAACGUCCUAGAGACUCGGGAGUUGGUUCAUUGCACUCAGAAAAAUCCUAGCUCCAAGCCCAACCCUAACCCUAGCUCCAACACUAACCCUAACUCCAACCCUAACCCUAACCCUAACCCUAGCUCCAACCCUAACCCUAACCCUAACCCAUGCAUUCCUAUGGGAAAAAAUCAAAUUUUUUUAGGAACGUCCUAGAGACUCGGGAGUUGGUUCAUUGCACUCAGAAAAAUCCUAGCUCCAAGCCCAACCCGAACCCUAACCCUAGCUCCAACACUAACCCUAACUCCAACUCCAACCCUAACCCUAACCCUAACCCUAGCUCCAACCCUAACCCUAACCCUAACCCUAACCCAUGCAUUCCUAUGGGAAAAAAUCAAAUUUUUUUAGGAACGUCCUAGAGACUCAGGAGUUGGUUCAUUGCACUCAGAAAAAUCCUAGCUCCAAGCCCAACCCUAACCCUAGCUCCAACACUAACCCUAACUCCAACCCUAACCCUAGCUCCAACCCUAACCCUAACCCUAACCCAUGCAUUCCUAUGGGAAAAAAUCAAAUUUUUUUAGGAACGUCCUAGAGACUCGGGAGUUGGUUCAUUGCACUCAGAAAAAUCCUAGCUCCAAGCCCAACCCUAACCCUAGCUCCAACACUAACCCUAACUCCAACCCUAACCCUAACCCUAACCCUAGCUCCAACCCUAACCCUAACCCUAACCCAUGCAUUCCUAUGGGAAAAAAUCAAAUUUUUUUAGGAACGUCCUAGAGACUCGGGAGUUGGUUCAUUGCACUCAGAAAAAUCCUAGCUCCAAGCCCAACCCUAACCCUAGCUCCAACACUAACCCUAACUCCAACCCUAACCCUAACCCUAACCCUAGCUCUAACCCUAACCCUAACCCAUGCAUUCCUAUGGGAAAAAAUCAAAUUUUUUUAGGAACGUCCUAGAGACUCAGGAGUUGGUUCAUUGCACUCAGAAAAAUCCUAGCUCCAAGCCCAACCCUAACCCUAGCUCCAACACUAACCCUAACUCCAACCCUAACCCUAACCCUAGCUCCAACCCUAACCCUAACCCUAACCCUAACCCAUGCAUUCCUAUGGGAAAAAAUCAAAUUUUUUUAGGAACGUCCUAGAGACUCAGGAGUUGGUUCAUUGCACUCAGAAAAAUCCUAGCUCCAAGCCCAACCCUAACCCUAGCUCCAACACUAACCCUAACUCCAACCCUAACCCUAACCCUAACCCUAACCCUAGCUCCAACCCUAACCCUAACCCUAACCCAUGCAUUCCUAUGGGAAAAAAUCAAAUUUUUUUAGGAACGUCCUAGAGACUCGGGAGUUGGUUCAUUGCACUCAGAAAAAUCCUAGCUCCAAGCCCAACCCUAACCCUAGCUCCAACACUAACCCUAACUCCAACCCUAACCCUAACCCUAACCCUAGCUCCAACCCUAACCCUAACCCUAACCCAUGCAUUCCUAUGGGAAAAAAUCAAAUUUUUUUAGGAACGUCCUAGAGACUCUGGAGUUGGUUCAUUGCACUCAGAAAAAUCCUAGCUCCAAGCCCAACCCUAACCCUAGCUCCAACACUAACCCUAACUCCAACCCUAACCCUAACCCUAGCUCCAACCCUAACCCUAACCUUAACCCAUGCAUUCCUAUGGGAAAAAAUCAAAUUUUUUUAGGAACGUCCUAGAGACUCGGGAGUUGGUUCAUUGCACUCAGAAAAACCCUAGCUCUAAGCCCAACCCUAACCCUAGCUCCAACACUAACCCUAACUCCAACCCUAACCCUAACCCUAACCCUAGCUCCAACCCUAACCCUAACCCUAACCCAUGCAUUCCUAUGGGAAAAAAUCAAAUUUUUUUAGGAACGUCCUAGAGACUCGGGAGUUGGUUCAUUGCACUCAGAAAAAUCCUAGCUCCAAGCCCAACCCUAACCCUAGCUCCAACACUAACCCUAACUCCAACCCUAACCCUAACCCUAACCCUAGCUCCAACCCUAACCCUAACCCUAACCCAUGCAUUCCUAUGGGAAAAAAUCAAAUUUUUUUAGGAACGUCCUAGAGACUCGGGAGUUGGUUCAUUGCACUCAGAAAAAUCCUAGCUCCAAGCCCAACCCUAACCCUAGCUCCAACACUAACCCUAACUCCAACCCUAACCCUAACCCUAACCCUAGCUCCAACCCUAACCCUAACCCUAACCCAUGCAUUCCUAUGGGAAAAAAAUCAAAUUUUUUUAGGAACGUCCUAGAGACUCGGGAGUUGGUUCAUUGCACUCAGAAAAACCCUAGCUCUAAGCCCAACCCUAACCCUAGCUCCAACACUAACCCUAACUCCAACCCUAACCCUAACCCUAACCCUAACCCUAACCCUAGCUCCAACCCUAACCCUAACCCUAACCCAUGCAUUCCUAUGGGAAAAAAUCAAAAUUUUUUAGGAACGUCCUAGAGACUCGGGAGUUGGUUCAUUGCACUCAGAAAAAUCCUAGCUCCAAGCCCAACCCUAACCCUAGCUCCAACACUAACCCUAACUCCAACCCUAACCCUAGCUCCAACCCUAACCCUAACCCUAACCCAUGCAUUCCUAUGGGAAAAAAUCAAUUUUUUUUAGGAACGUCCUAGAGACUCUGGAGUUGGUUCAUUGCACUCAGAAAAAUCCUAGCUCCAAGCCCAACCCUAACCCUAGCUCCAACACUAACCCUAACUCCAACCCUAACCCUAACCCUAGCUCCAACCCUAACCCUAACCUUAACCCAUGCAUUCCUAUGGGAAAAAAUCAAAUUUUUUUAGGAAUGUCCUAGAGACUCGGGAGUUGGUUCAUUGCACUCAGAAAAAUCCUAGCUCCAAGCCCAACCCUAACCCUAGCUCCAACACUAACCCUAACUCCAACCCUAACCCUAACCCUAGCUCCAACCCUAACCCUAACCUUAACCCAUGCAUUCCUAUGGGAAAAAAUCAAAUUUUUUUAGGAAUGUCCUAGAGACUCGGGAGUUGGUUCAUUGCACUCAGAAAAAUCCUAGCUCCAAGCCCAACCCUAACCCUAGCUCCAACACUAACCCUAACUCCAACCCUAACCCUAACCCUAACCCUAGCUCCAACCCUAACCCUAACCCUAACCCAUGCAUUCCUAUGGGAAAAAAUCAAAUUUUUUUAGGAACGUCCUAGAGACUCGGGAGUUGGUUCAUUGCACUCAGAAAAAUCCUAGCUCCAAGCCCAACCCUAACCCUAGCUCCAACACUAACCCUAACUCCAACCCUAACCCUAACCCUAACCCUAGCUCCAACCCUAACCCUAACCCUAACCCAUGCAUUCCUAUGGGAAAAAAUCAAAUUUUUUUAGGAACGUCCUAGAGACUCGGGAGUUGGUUCAUUGCACUCAGAAAAAUCCUAGCUCCAAGCCCAACCCUAACCCUAGCUCCAACACUAACCCUAACUCCAACCCUAACCCUAACCCUAACCCUAGCUCCAACCCUAACCCUAACCCUAACCCAUGCAUUCCUAUGGGAAAAAAUCAAAUUUUUUUAGGAACGUCCUAGAGACUCGGGAGUUGGUUCAUUGCACUCAGAAAAAUCCUAGCUCCAAGCCCAACCCUAACCCUAGCUCCAACACUAACCCUAACUCCAACCCUAACCCUAACCCUAACCCUAGCUCCAACCCUAACCCUAACCCUAACCCAUGCAUUCCUAUGGGAAAAAAAUCAAAUUUUUAUAGGAACGUCCUAGAGACUCGGGAGUUGGUUCAUUGCACUCAGAAAAACCCUAGCUCUAAGCCCAACCCUAACCCUAGCUCCAACACUAACCCUAACUCCAACCCUAACCCUAACCCUAACCCUAGCUCCAACCCUAACCCUAACCCUAACCCAUGCAUUCCUAUGGGAAAAAAUCAAAUUUUUUUAGGAACGUCCUAGAGACUCGGGAGUUGGUUCAUUGCACUCAGAAAAAUCCUAGCUCCAAGCCCAACCCUAACCCUAGCUCCAACACUAACCCUAACUCCAACCCUAACCCUAACCCUAACCCUAGCUCCAACCCUAACCCUAACCCUAACCCAUGCAUUCCUAUGGGAAAAAAUCAAAUUUUUUUAGGAACGUCCUAGAGACUCGGGAGUUGGUUCAUUGCACUCAGAAAAAUCCUAGCUCCAAGCCCAACCCUAACCCUAGCUCCAACACUAACCCUAACUCCAACCCUAACCCUAACCCUAACCCUAGCUCCAACCCUAACCCUAACCCUAACCCAUGCAUUCCUAUGGGAAAAAAUCAAAUUUUUUUAGGAACGUCCUAGAGACUCGGGAGUUGGUUCAUUGCACUCAGAAAAAUCCUAGCUCCAAGCCCAACCCUAACCCUAGCUCCAACACUAACCCUAACUCCAACCCUAACCCUAACCCUAACCCUAGUUCCAACCCUAACCCUAACCCUAACCCUAACCCAUGCAUUCCUAUGGGAAAAAAUCAAUUUUUUUUAGGAACGUCCUAGAGACUCGGGAGUUGGUUCAUUGCACUCAGAAAAAUCCUAGCUCCAAGCCCAACCCUAACCCUAGCUCCAACACUAACCCUAACUCCAACCCUAACCCUAACCCUAGCUCCAACCCUAACCCUAACCCUAACCCAUGCAUUCCUAUGGGAAAAAAUCAAAUUUUUUUAGGAACGUCCUAGAGACUCGGGAGUUGGUUCAUUGCACUCAGAAAAAUCCUAGCUCCAAGCCCAACCCUAACCCUAGCUCCAACACUAACCCUAACUCCAACCCUAACCCUAACCCUAGCUCCAACCCUAACCCUAACCUUAACCCAUGCAUUCCUAUGGGAAAAAAUCAAAUUUUUUUUAGGAACGUCCUAGAGACUCGGGAGUUGGUUCAUUGCACUCAGAAAAAUCCUAGCUCCAAGCCCAACCCUAACCCUAGCUCCAACACUAACCCUAACUCCAACCCUAACCCUAACCCUAAACCUAGCUCCAAGCCUAACCCUAACCCUAACCCAUGCAUUCCUAUGGGAAAAAAUCAAAUUUUUUUAGGAACGUCCUAGAGACUCGGGAGUUGGUUCAUUGCACUCAGAAAAAUCCUAGCUCCAAGCCCAACCCUAACCCUAGCUCCAACACUAACCCGAACUCCAACCCUAACCCUAACCCUUACCCUAGCUCCAACCCUAACCCUAACCCUAACCCAUGCAUUCCUAUGGGAAAAAAUCAAAUUUUUUUAGGAACGUCCUAGAGACUCAGGAGUUGGUUCAUUGCACUCAGAAAAAUCCUAGCUCCAAGCCCAACCCUAACCCUAGCUCCAACACUAACCCUAACUCCAACCCUAACCCUAACCCUAACCCUAACCCUAACCCUAGCUCCAACCUUAACACUAGAAGGACCGGCUUUUUGCUGUUCUACCUAUAAAGACCAGAGGGCAGCCAAAUGGCUUGGAGGGCUUUUAGCUAGUACUAAAUCACCUCUGAACACUCAGUUUGUUAUGCAAACGAGGCUAUCGCUGGUGCACCACAGGAGGGGAUAUGCUAAGUUAUUUCAAGGAAACUUGGGAGAGUUGGGACUUGUGGGGAGAGUGAGUGGGGAGGGGGGGGGGAGUUUCCAACCUGAGAACAACUGUAGACAGAAACUGCUUCAGCCAUAGCCACUGCACAGACAGUUUGGGCCUCUGUUUGUUUUGUUUGGUUCUACUUCUCCUGAUGUUCCUGCACCUCAGCAGAUGCCCCAGCGGUCGGUCCACGGACAAAAACUGUUGGUACUUUAUAUUAAUGACAUUGUAAAUGUAUCUAAAUUGUUAAAUUGCAUACUGUUUGCAUAUGACACUACAUUUUUUAUACUCUGGUGAAGCUGUUGAGAAUAUGAAUGUGAGAAUGACCAUAACGACUCAGGUGAAUGCAACCAGUCCCAUUCACAGGAUCACUAUUUGAUUGACAAUUUAUCACAUUUUCUGGUUUGCUGGUGAGCAAACCUGGGAAACCCCCAGAUCAUGGCAACCAUGCCCCGAAAUCGCUUCAAAGACAUCAUGCGACACCUACGCUUUGAUGACAGGGACACCCGCAGUGAGCGCACAAAGACUGACAAGUUUGCUGCAAUUUCUGCUGUGUGGUCAUCAUUUGUCACCAACUGCAUCACAUCCUACAACCCUGGUCGACACAUCACCAUUGACGAACAGCUUUUCCCCUCAAAGACUCGCUGCUGUUUCCUGCAGUACAUUGCAACGAAACCUGACAAGUUUGGGAUCAAGUUUUGGGUGGCUUGUGACUUGAAAUCCAAGUACAUCUGCAAUGUCCUCCCAUAUCUUGGCAAGGACCCCAGUCGUCCCAGUGGGGAGAGACUGUCCGAGAAUGUAGUCAUGAGGCUGAUGGAACCAUUCCUGGACAAGGGCAGAAAUGUUACCACGGACAAUUUCUUUACAUCACUGUCACUUGCGCAACAACUGCUUAGGCGGAAAACCACCAUCCUAGGCACAGUCAACAAGAUUCGCCAGGAAAUUCCACAGUCAUCUAGACAGAGGGACUGCAAUGAACUUUACAAUGCUACAAAGUGCAGCGUGGAUGUGAUGGACCAGAUGGUGCGGGAGUACACUUUCCGCACAGGAACAUGGCGCUGGCCAGUCGCUGUGUUCUAUAACAUGAUUGAUAUGGCAGCAUUGGAUGCACAUGUGCUGUAUCAAGCAUGCACUGGGAGGAAGGAGAGACGGGUGGACUUCCUGGUGGAGCUUGCAAGAGAGUUGGCUAACUCUCAUGUGACUGCGAAGAAGGCAUGAAAGGAAGAAUUGCUUCGGCAACAACCUUCCACACCUAGCCCUGGGAUAAGAGCCAUGUGCCAGGUUAAAAAUCAGUGUAAGAACAAUCAUGCCACUGUGCGAUGUGUUGACUGCUACAGAUACACAUGUGGGAAAUGCAGAAGGGAGAUACCAUGGCAGUGCCAGGAUUGUGAGUGAGAGUCUAACACUGUAUCCUGAUGAUGCAUAUUCACCUGAAGUCCAUCACCAACCUUU